Messenger RNA from Grosmannia clavigera kw1407, 1728 nucleotides. RefSeq names its product allantoin. Gene Ontology annotation, cellular component: plasma membrane. Gene Ontology annotation, biological process: transmembrane transport; nucleobase transport. NCBI's taxonomy places the organism in Eukaryota, Fungi, Ascomycota, Sordariomycetes, Ophiostomatales, Ophiostomataceae. Gene Ontology annotation, molecular function: nucleobase transmembrane transporter activity. The coding region runs from base 1 to 1728 and encodes 575 amino acids. The transcript is spliced from 5 exons. The record is from RefSeq and is a predicted model, not a curated record.
AUGAUGGCCCUCAGGCUCCAUGAACGGUGGGCGGUCGUGCGACAGGCCUGCUCCAGCUGGAAGGCCUUCAAGGAGUUUGCCGAGGUCAAAACCACCGAGCUGGAAGAGCACAGCCAUCCCGGACGCGACAGCCGCUGGUCCAACGAGGACCUGGACCCGACGCCGCCGUCAAAGCGCACCUGGACUUGGGUCAACUAUGUCAACUUCUUCGUCGGCCUGUCCUUUGGCAACUGGACCCUCGGCAGCACCAUGACCGGCAUCGGGCUCAGCUGGUGGGAGGCCAUCGUCAUCAUCUUUGCUUCGCAGCUCAUCUCCAGUCUGGCCAUGUUCUUCAACUCGCGAUGUGCCAGCGCCUAUCACAUUGGGUACCCCGUGGUCGCUCGCAGCGUUUUUGGCAUGUGGGGAGCCUUUUACGUGGUUGCUGCCCGGGCUAUGCUGGCCAUCCUUUGGUAUGGAAUCCAAUUGUACUCCGGAGCCAGCUUCUUGGCCAUCAUACUCCGGUGCAUCUUCGGCGGCGGCUACACAGACAUUCCGAACCAUAUCCCGGCCAGUAUGGGCAUCACCAGUGCCGGGAUGCUAUCAUUCUUCCUCUUCUGGCUGAUCCACCUGACCGUCACACCGUUCCGGCCAUAUCAACUCCGCGCCUUCUUCUGGAUCAAGGUGGUUGUCAUGAUGCCGGCCGUCUUCGGCCUCUUCAUCUUUUGCAUGGCAAACACCAAAGGAAACUUGUCUUCCAUCAUUCCGGCCUCGUACAAGGGCAGCAGGGCCUGGUUCAUCAUCUAUGCGAUCAACGCGGGAAUGGGCAACACGGCUACCCUGAUCACGAACCAGCCUGAUAUUGCAAGAUGGGCCAAGACAAAGACCUCGCCCAUGUGGUCACAGCUAAUUGUCCAACCAUUGGCUGUCACUCUCUCAGCAUCACUCGGAAUCCUGUCCACGGCCGCCAUCAACAACAGUUGGGGCCUCGAGCUCUGGAACCCGUGGGAUCUUCUGUCAGCCAUUCUCGACCGCUAUUGGAAGUCGAGCACGCGUGCUGCCGUCUUCUUUUCGGCCGUCACCUGGUCUGUCAGUAUUCUCGGCACUAACAUCGCAGCAAACAUGAUCCCCUUUGGCUCCGACUGCACCAUGCUUUUCCCGAAAUACAUGACCAUCCCGAGAGGGCAACUGCUCGUCGAGUGUCUCGCAUUCGCCAUCUGCCCAUGGAAGAUUCUUGCCUCCGCCAGCGUCUUCACCACUUUCCUGUCCGGCUAUGGGCUUUUUAUGGCGAGUGUGGCAGCCAUCAUGGUCUGUGAAUAUUGGCUCCUGACAAACGGCAAUGUAUAUGUUGGGAACCUGUAUGAUCCUGGCAAGAGCAACGUACACUACUACUACAACAAAGGCUGGAACAUCCAAGCAUACUUUGCUUAUAUUGUCGGAAUCGCCCUCCCAUUCACCGGGUUUGUGGGAACUCUGGGACCCAACGUUUCUACGACGGCCACACGCAUGGGAGACUUGGGCUGGUGUCUUUCCUUUAUUAGCAGCUUUAUCGUUUACUAUGUUCUCUGCCGGAUCUGGCCAACCGAGAACCAAAAGCUCAUCCGGCAGAGCGGCCUCAAGUGGGAGGAGCUUUCCAGUGAUGAAAUCAUGGCCGUUGAUGGAACUGCUAUGGUCGAGGAUGGCUUCGGCAUUCAUACCGAGAACGAGACGGUUAUUUACGAUACCAUGGAUACGAAAGGUGCACGCGGUUGA